Messenger RNA from Salvia splendens (bonfire salvia), 815 nucleotides. RefSeq lists its product as uncharacterized. The record is from RefSeq and is a predicted model, not a curated record. The coding region runs from base 77 to 628 and encodes 183 amino acids. Lineage: Eukaryota; Viridiplantae; Streptophyta; Magnoliopsida; Lamiales; Lamiaceae. The transcript is spliced from 3 exons.
AUAAAGAUAUUUUAGCCUCCUCUCUCUAAAGGAUCAAAACAAAGCAAAAUAAUUUUUUCAACAACUAAGUAAAAAUAUGGGAGCAUGCGUUUCGCUCUGUUUAUCAGUGGAUUCCAAAAACGAGAAUCUCGUGAUCUCCUCGCCGGUCAAACAGAGCUCCUUCGCGGUCAACGGCCGGGAUCAUUCCGCCGCCGUGUUGGCCGUCACAGCAAGCCUCUCUCUUCCCGGUUCCCGCGGCGGAGGUAGCAAGGAUGAUGCGUUCUUCGACUCACAACCCUGGUUGGAAUCGGAUUGUGAAGAUGAGUUUUUAAGUGUCAAUGGUGAUUUCACCCCAUCUCGCGGAAGCACUCCUGUCCACCACAGAUUCUCUUCGGGGAAUCCAGCGGUGAAUAAGCCCCAACCCGUACCUGAGCCUUUACCAGAGCCUUUACAAGAGAGCUUACGCCACCAGCAAGGGGGAGACAAGGAGGAUGAAGCCAGCGAGGAGAGCGUGGUUGCUGGAAACGAAGAAAGGAGCGGAAGAACUGGGAAUGAAGAAGCAGUGACAGAGGAGCAGUCGGUGCAGUGUUGCAUUCCCAGGUUGCGUUCAAGACGACCCUCAGCGACAGCACGGGUCGAGAAAGUUUAGACACCAUUAACAUGGUGAGAUACAGUUCACUCAGUUAUAAGUUAUAGCAAUGUGGAUGAACAAGCAAAGUACAUAUUCGACAAUCCUAUUACCUAAAUUUUGUGCAAAGGGGCAUUAAGUUCCUGAGAAUAGUAUUUACACCCCGAAUUUCGGUUUCAAGGUUAAGGUUAUUUGGUUAUUCACGUAA